Messenger RNA from Pisolithus orientalis, 590 nucleotides. RefSeq lists its product as uncharacterized. The coding region runs from base 1 to 471 and encodes 156 amino acids. NCBI's taxonomy places the organism in Eukaryota, Fungi, Basidiomycota, Agaricomycetes, Boletales, Pisolithaceae. Gene Ontology annotation, molecular function: serine-type endopeptidase inhibitor activity. The transcript has 4 exons. The record is from RefSeq and is a predicted model, not a curated record.
AUGCCGAGGUCGUUAUCUCCUCAGCUCUCAACGGCGCUGGGGGAACCCCUACGUUGGCAUUUCCCUGAUCCUACCUACCAUCCUACCAGUCAACUUGAUUGCAAGGAGCUCCGGUAUCCGACCUCCGAGGGUACGAAUCGUCACCUAACAUACCCAUACCUCUUCGUCCUCAGGCAUGUCGAAGGCGACAUAUACACACUGACCACCAAUGGGAUGCAAGUUAUCGAACUGGAAGGCAAGGUAUUUGCUGUGGUGGAGGGACGCGCACAAGAGUGGGUGAUUAGAUACAGAGAACUUCAAGAUGCCUAUACGAUUGUCAAGAGGCUCGAUGAACCCGGAGAAAUUGGGUGGAUCGCUCCGACCGAUGAUAAAAGCCCGCAGAUCAGCGUCGGACCCCUCCAGCAGACUCCGACAGCUCCACCUGGCUACCUCGAGACGGAGUUGUAUAGGUUCAAAUUUCCCAGCGAGUGAACGAGGGAUGGUAGAGUCAGAGCCACGUAUUGAACACGUGUGUCAGUGUAAGAAAGCACAAAGUAUCGGGUGGACGUCUGUAAAUGUUCAGCUGGUGUUGCAUACGGAUGAAUUGAAAU